AGUGCCCUUGACAGGCAGGGAGGGCUGGGCUGUGUAUCCCUCUGCUCGCACUGCAGGGAAAUGUCUCAGUGACUUUUCCUGAGGAGGUUCCUGGUCUCAGUCGUCUCCAGGAAGCCCUCUCAGGAUCGGUGGCCACCUCUCACUUACGGAGUCCUGCAGACCCCACAAUGCAGUCCUGGUGGCCUGGCUGUAACACUCAACUCAGAUCGAUUAAUAUACACCACCAGGAUCUCCUCGAUGACUGUUAAUAUCCAGGAUGGACAUGACUUUCAAGACCAGUUGGUCAACAGUGAGACGCCCAUGGUUGUGGAUUUCCACACACAGUGGUGUGGACGCUGCAAGAUACUGGGGCCAAGGUUAGAGAAGAUGGUGGCCAAGCAGCAUAGGAAAGUACUUAUGGCCAAGGUGGAUAUUGAUGACCACACAGACCUCACCACUGAGUAUGAGGUGUUGGCGGUGCCCACUGUGCUGGCCAUGAAGAAUGGGGAUGUGGUGGACAAGUUUGUGGGCAUCAAAGAUGAGGAUCAGCUGGAGGCCUGCCUGAAGAAGCUGAUGGGCUGACAAGCAAGGACGAGUCCUGGUUCCCUUGCCCCCGUGUAACACCAAUAGAACUCUUCCUGCCACCUCUCUCCUG
This is a messenger RNA of Mandrillus leucophaeus (drill), 634 nucleotides long. RefSeq names its product thioredoxin 2 (gene TXN2). Gene Ontology annotation, biological process: cell redox homeostasis. Gene Ontology annotation, cellular component: mitochondrion. The record is from RefSeq and is a predicted model, not a curated record. The transcript has a single exon. Lineage: Eukaryota; Metazoa; Chordata; Mammalia; Primates; Cercopithecidae.